Molecule: messenger RNA, 2160 nt
Organism: Pungitius pungitius (ninespine stickleback)
Lineage: Eukaryota; Metazoa; Chordata; Actinopteri; Perciformes; Gasterosteidae
Exons: 1
Coding region: 1373-2143 (256 amino acids)
Source: RefSeq, a predicted model, not a curated record
UAUGUCCAAGGUAUUUACGUGUGUAACAACUUUUCUUUUUUUUAAAUUAAUUGGGUUUUACAUGGCUGAUCAAAGGUAUGAAAUGAAAUCUGUCCAUUCUCAAUGAGGGUUUAAUUGAAAGAAAGUUAAAAAAAUUAAACCGAUAUAUUGCAUACUGUCUUUGCACCUUAAAGAACUAAUUCCACCUUUAGAAAACUAUGCUUAUUAUCUUUAAAUUUGCUAGGAUGUGUUACUUAUCAGAAACACUGCAGACAGGGCCUAAUUGCGGCUUUAAAUGAUGGUUCCACUCUUUUGGCAGCGGUGAUGUGUGUCUGUAUGUUUCAGACAGGAAGAAAUGAUUUGUGCAACAAGUCCCAGGACUCUGUUUACUGAUUGGCUUCUUAUUAUAUUUUCUUUUUUUACCUUUGACCAAUCUUUAGGUUGAAUUGUAAGAUAUGACCGUAGAAUGGACCCUAUAAUCUAACUCUUAAGUGGCACAUUUCCCAAAAUGUCUUAUUUCUUCAAACAUCAUUCAUUCAUCAAUUAUUUUUUAUUUUUAUUUUUUUUAACAUGUUUAUCCAUAUUUAAAACAAGGGAAACGUAAGCUUAACGCCGUCUGCCAUUCAAAUGAAUUAAAUGAACAAACAAAUCAUGUUUCUUAGAUUUUCUUUUUUUGAUCGGACUUAAGUGACUCUGGACGUUUCCAUCAUAUAAUGCUUAAGAUGUCAGUAAAAAACUUUUUGUUCACCUUCUUUACUUCUGGCUUACUCCAGCUCUCACACGUGGAGGAAACGUUUCCGCUCCCGAGAGCAUUAAAGACUCGCAGCACAUUUCAACACUGGGACCUAUUAAAAAUUUAAGGGAGGGUUUGUUGGUAAUUGAAAUACACCUUUUGAAAUGUUGAUUUUCACAAAGCGGACGUCUAACUUAAAGUGUGGACAUUUUGGCUGCUGCUACUGUUUUUCCAACUCAUCCAUUUUAAUUGUUCUGUGGUUGAGUAAGAUGAAUCUACAAUGUCACUGUUUGGAUGUAAAGAUUACCAGCAGUGGAAAUGUUACUUAUGUUACGGGAAGGCCUUUUUAAACAGACACCCAGCGUGUUGUGUCAUGUUCUCAGAUUAAUUAACAAAUUAAAAAGAUAAAUUAUGUCACUUGAAACGGUUUCACAUGGAUGGCGCUGCCCUAAUUACUGGUCAUUCUAGCCCCUAGCUUUGUGUUACACAAGAGCUGCAUGUCUAACGGAGAACCCUGUUAAGAGGAAUGUCACCUGCCUCCGUCUUCCACAUGCACGCGGCUGCUCCUGCUUGUGAGGUGGAUUUACCGACAUAAUGCUCAAGAAAGCUAGAUUAACCCGUGAGUAAAGUCAUUACUUAAAAAGAAAUUUCUCCCAUAGGAUGGCCAAUUUAAAUGGUAAAGGGGAAAAGGGGUCCAAAUUUGAGACAUUGAAACUUUUGGAGAAAUGCAGAAAAGAAAGAGAUGACGCCAUGCAAAGAGAAAGUGUUCUCCGAGAGAAACUCCGGCAGUAUGAGUCAAAGGUGCGCUCAGCUGAGGCUGUGAGACAGAAACUGAAGAGCUUGAUUAUGGACAACAGGGAGCUGAGGAAACAAGUGAAGGCUCUGCGUACUGAGAUUGGACUCGAGUGCAGCCCUAAAUUUAAUGGAAAGACCACGAAGGACAUAAUCAAUGACUUGCAGGAAAAGGACCGUGAGUGCAAUGACCUGCUGGAGAAGAGCGGGAAACUGAAUCUGACCAUUGAUGAUUUGACUUCAGAGUUGGCAAAUACCGUUACCUCUAAAACACUUUUAGAGGAUCAAGUGCAAUCGUUGCAGCAAAAUCUCAAGGAUAUGACAAAUAAUCAACGCCGCUUGCUGAAGUUGUGGGAAGACAAGAAGGUCCAAAGGGAGCAGCUUGCCCUCCCUGCAAUUGCCCAGAAACCAGUGCAGAAACCGUUUGUCCACAAAGCAGUUCAAACUGAGAUGUCCGUCAGUUCAUCCCAAAAGCUUCCAGUCAAUGCUUUCGAGAGCAAGUCAUUCUCUCGGGACCUCGACCAAACAACUUUGGAUAAACAUAGUUUUCCAACCUAUGGGAAUGGCUAUGGUCAUGACGAGAAGGCUUCCUUGCACGAUGACACAAAAGGACUAGACUCGAGGGCCGAUAUUCACUGACACUCUGCAUUGAGACA